This is a messenger RNA of Vicia villosa (hairy vetch), 1111 nucleotides long. Its product is annotated as probable ribose-5-phosphate isomerase 3, chloroplastic. The coding region runs from base 128 to 970 and encodes 280 amino acids. The transcript has a single exon. Gene Ontology annotation, molecular function: ribose-5-phosphate isomerase activity. Gene Ontology annotation, biological process: pentose-phosphate shunt, non-oxidative branch. NCBI's taxonomy places the organism in Eukaryota, Viridiplantae, Streptophyta, Magnoliopsida, Fabales, Fabaceae. The record is from RefSeq and is a predicted model, not a curated record.
GGGUUAAUCUAAAUCUAAACUCUCAAGUCUCAGCACCAACCAAACAAAAAGAUAGGAUUACAGAGAAACUCAAACUCAAGUGUUUGUGUUGUGUAGUUGAAAAUCAAUCAACAAAACAAAUAAAACAAUGGCAUCCUUAUCCCUCUCAUCUCCUCCAUCUCUCUCCUCUUCCUUCCACAAUGCCUCCACGCGCCUUAACCUACGCACACCUCCCUCCCUUAAACUACGCACCCGUUCCUCUUCUCUCUCCAUCAAAGCCAUAACCCUAACCCAAGACGAUCUCAAAAAACUCGCCGCCGACAAAGCCGUCGAGUACGUCAAAAGCGGCAUGGUCCUCGGCCUCGGCACCGGCUCCACCGCCGCCUUCGUCGUCUCCAAACUCGGGGAGCUUCUCAAAUCAGGCGAACUCACCAACAUCAUCGGCGUUCCAACCUCCAAACGCACAGAAGAACAGGCACGAUCUCUUAAUAUUCCUUUAUCAAUCCUCGACGAUAAUCCUCGCCUCGAUCUCGCUAUCGACGGCGCGGACGAAGUCGAUCCGUUUCUUAAUCUCGUCAAAGGCCGCGGCGGAGCUCUCCUCCGUGAGAAAAUGGUGGAGGCCGCAUCGGAGAAGUUCGUUGUCGUCGUGGACGACACGAAGCUGGUCUCCGGUUUAGGUGGAAGCGGUUUGGCUAUGCCGGUGGAGGUGGUUCAGUUUUGUUGGAAAUAUAAUUUGGUUAGGCUUCAGGAGUUGUUCAAAGAGGAAGGUGUUGAUGCGAAACUGAGAGUGGAUGAAAGUGGGAAACCCUAUGUUACUGAUAAUUCUAAUUAUAUUGUUGAUUUGUAUUUUAAGACUCCGAUUAGGGAUGCGAAUGCCGCCGGGACGGAGAUAUCGGCGCUUGAAGGUGUGGUGGAGCAUGGGUUGUUCUUGAAUAUGGCUACCUCUGUUAUCAUUGCUGGGAAAACUGGGGUUGAAGUUAAAGACAAGUGAUUUUGAGUUGUUGGUUGUAUCUGGAUUCGGUAAAUUAUGUUUUGAGUUUUAUUUUGGUUUUUUAACGUGUCUGUGUACUGUUACAACUUUAUAUCUUCGUGAAAGAAAUAAUGGAAAAAAGAAAAAUUGAAUUAGAGAGAA